Molecule: messenger RNA, 3852 nt
Organism: Callithrix jacchus (white-tufted-ear marmoset)
Lineage: Eukaryota; Metazoa; Chordata; Mammalia; Primates; Cebidae
Gene: SPAG1
Product: sperm associated antigen 1
Cellular component (GO): cytosol
Molecular function (GO): protein binding
Source: RefSeq, a predicted model, not a curated record
CGAGGAUGCCGUUUCCUUUUCGGUCUCCGGCUGCAGGGGGCGCUCGGCCCUGUGUAGGGAAGACGGUGCCUCGGUGGGACAGACCCAGCUUUCCGCGUUACUAGGCCGGAGCACUUUGCACUGGAGGGAUUAGCAAACUGGCCACGAGAUAGGGAGCUAUGACCACCAAAGAUUAUCCAUCACUGUGGGGUUUUGGAACAACAAAAACGUUUAAAAUUCCCAUUGAACAUCUGGAUUUCAAAUACAUUGAAAAAUGUUCAGAUGUUAAACAUCUGGAAAAAAUUCUUUGUGUGCUCAGGUCUGGUGAGGAAGGAUAUUAUCCUGAACUUACAGAAUUUUGUGAAAAGCACCUUCAAGCCUUGGCCCCUGAAAGUAGAGCUUUGAGGAAAGAUAAACCAGCAGCAACAGCAGCCAGUUUUACAGCUGAAGAAUGGGAAAAAAUUGAUGGUGAUAUAAAGAGUUGGGUAUCAGAAAUUAAGAAAGAAGAAGAUAAAAUGUACUUUCAUGAAACCGAGACAUUUCCGGCAAUGAAAGAUAAUUUGCCUCCAGUUCGUGGUUCAAACAGCUGUCUUCAUGCUGGCAAAGGAAAAUAUUCUAAAAGACCAACUAAAAAGAAAACUCCAAGAGAUUAUGCAGAAUGGGAUAAAUUUGAUGUGGAAAAGGAAUGUUUAAAAAUUGAUGAAGAUUACAAAGAAAAGACGGCAAUAGACAAGUCGUACUUGUCUAAAAUUGAGACAAGAAUAGAGACAGCAGGACUGACUGAGAAAGAGAAGGAUUUUCUUGCCACUCGUGAAAAGGAGAAAGGAAACGAAGCUUUCAACUCAGGUGAUUAUGAAGAAGCAGUGAAGUAUUAUACCAGGAGCAUAUCAGUGCUUCCCACUGUAGUUUCCUAUAACAACCGAGCUCAAGCAGAAAUCAAAUUACAGAACUGGAAUAGUGCUUUUCAGGAUUGUGAAAAGGUCUUGGAGUUAGAACCUGGAAAUGUAAAGGCUCUUCUGCGUCGUGCUACUACAUAUAAACAUCAAAACAAGCUCAAGGAAGCUAUAGAAGAUUUGAGUAAAGUACUAGAUGUUGAGCCUGAUAAUGAUUUGGCCAAGAAAAUCUUGUCAGAGGUUGAAAGAGAUCUGAAGAAUUCUGAAGCUGCAUCUAAGACUCAAACCAAAGGGAAAAGGAUGGUUAUUCAGGAAAUAGAAAACUCCGAAGAUGAAGAAGAAAAAGACAGUGAAAGAAAACAUGAAGAUGGCAGUGGAGAUAAGAAGCCCGCGGAGCCGGCGGGAGCCGCGCACACAGCCCCGACGUGCGCCAUGGGCAACAUCCAGAAGAAGCUGAGCAGCAAAGCCGAGGGCGGCAAGCGGCCGGCCAGGGGUGCGCCGCGGCGGGGCCAGACCCCGGAGGCCGGCGCGGACGAGCAGAGCCGGCAGCGGGCCUCGGCGGGGGCGGGCGGCGGUGCCAACGGGCAUCCGAGCGGCGGGCGGGGCGAGGGGGACCCCGUUGCGCCUCCGCCUGCCGCCCUGGUCAGCCCCGCCAGCCUGAAGAGCCAGGGCAACGAGCUGUUCCGAAGCGGGCGGUUCGCCGAGGCGGCCCACGAGUAUUCGGCGGCAAUCGCGCUCCUGGAGCCGGCCGGAAGUGAAAGUGCAGAUGAUCUAAGUAUCUUAUAUUCAAAUAGAGCAGCAUGUUACCUAAAAGAAGGAAACUGCCGUGGCUGCAUUCAAGAUUGUAACAGGGCUCUGGAACUUCAUCCAUUCUCAAUGAAACCUCUUCUGCGGCGGGCAAUGGCCUAUGAAACUCUGGAGCAGUACGGGAAGGCUUAUGUGGAUUAUAAAACAGUGUUGCAAAUAGACUGUGGACUCCAGCUAGCAAAUGACAGUGUUAACAGACUAUCAAGAAUUUUAAUAGUGCUAGAUGGACCAAAUUGGCGGGAGAAGCUGUCACCCAUUCCUGCUGUGCCUGCCUUUGUGCCACUGCAAGCUUGGCAUCCGGCAACAGAGAAGAUCUCAAACCAAGUAGGAAAUUCCAGCAGCCAUCACCAGCAGGCCAUCACAGAUGAAAAAACAUUUAAAGCCCUUAAAGAAGAAGCAAAUCAAUGUGUAAAUGACAAAAACUAUGAAGACGCCCUCACUAAAUACAGCGAAUGCUUAAAAAUUUACAAUAAGGAAUGUGCCAUAUAUACAAACAGAGCUCUCUGUUACUUGAAGCUGUGCCAGUUUGAAGCGGCAAAGCAGGACUGUGAUCAGGCACUUCAGCUAGAUGAUGGGAACGUGAAAGCGUGCUAUAGACGAGCUCUGGCUCAUAAAGGACUCAAGAAUUAUCAGAAAAGUUUAAUUGAUCUCAAUAAAGUUCUCCUACUAGACCCAAGUAUUAUUGAGGCGAAGAUGGAACUGGAAGAAAUAACUAGACUCCUUAAUCUUAAGGAUAAGACAGCAUCAUUCAACAAAGAAAAGGAGAGAAGGAAAAUUGUGAUUCAAGAGGUGAAUGAAGGCAAUGAGGAGGAGCCUGGAAGACCUGCAGGGGAGGUCUCCACAGGAUGCCUAACUUCUGAGAAGGGAGAGAAAAGCAGUGGGUCACCAGAAGACCCUGAGAAACUUCUGAUAGCCAAGCCUAAUAAUGCCUAUGAAUUUGGUCAGAUUAUAAACACUCUCAGUACCAGGAAGGAUAAAGAAGCCUGUGCACACCUUUUAGCCGUCACUGCACCAGAAGAUCUGCCAAUGUUGUUAAGUAACAAACUUGAAGGGGAUACAUUCCUCCUCCUCAUUCAGUCUCUGAAAAAUUAUCUUAUUGAAAAAGAUCCCUCACUGGUGUAUCAGCAUCUUUUAUACCUGAGUGUAGCAGAAAGGUUUAAGAUGAUGUUGACACUAAUUAGCAAGGGCCAAAAGGAGCUCAUUGAGCAGCUGUUUGAGGACCUUUCAGGCACACCAAACCACCAUUUUACUUUAGAAGACAUACAGGCCCUAAAAAGGCAGUAUGAGCUUUAAAUCAAGAUUCUUGUUAGAUUUCUUCUGUGCAUGUGGGUGUUCCAGUAAUGUUAAUGAGAUGGUAUUGUAACAGAGUUGCAUGGAUAAAACCUGGCUUAGAAAAGAUCUUUUGGCCUGGACUAUAAAAUAUUCUACUUAUUUUUAUACAUAGAACAUGUAUAUUCUACAAUCUGCUUUUUAAUAGUUGUAAAUAUUUUCUUAUGUACCAGAGCCAGAUAAGUAUAUUUGGAACUUGUUAAAAUACAUUUUAAUUUAUAAUAUACACACUAUUUUGAUUAGCUGUUAAAAUUUUGAGUUAAAGUUGCAUUUCUUUGGGCAAGGAAGGAGUCCUCUUAAGUUUGAUAGAAAUGAAUUUCUUUAACAUUCUUUUUUUAAAAAUGGAAGUCAUUAACAGUGAUUAUUAUAUCACAUAUCCAUCCUGCUGACACAUAAAUCCCAUUUUGUACUAGUACUUGCAGAUUACAAUCAGUGAAAAUGAAAUGCAACACUGAACUCUAUAACAUGAAAAUGAUUACUAAAUAAAUUGUUUAUUAAUUUAGAGCUGUAAGAGGAACUUAUUUUUCUAAUAUGGAAGCAUUGCCUAAUAAUUAACAAAAAUUGCCAAAAAUUUUUACCACCUUUUACUAGAUCUUAAAAAGCUACUUUCCUUUAUAUAAGCCAAAAAAAAAAAAAAACCACUGUAUUAAAGCAAACUAAGCCUGCAUUUAUAUCUGAAUUAUUACCCCCAUAUUUUACCAAAGAUGUGAGUGUUCCCCUUCCCCCUUUUUUGUUUUCUGCUUUUAUGACUGUAUUCAUUCCUCUACUGUAAAAGAACAUGAAGAACUAAUAUAUGUUGAAAGCUCCUUUGUUAACUGGGUUAAAGUGAGGGACUUUCGGUCUC